AUGCCAUCGUUUCGAAGCUCUCGACGGGUUACCGGCCUAAAAGACAGUGAUUACGACCACGAAAUUAACCUCGUCAACCACGACGAACGCGUUGCAUCGCCGAGCAUUGAGACCAUUGGUGGAGCUACCCGUGUCUCGACAGGAUCACAACUGCUUCGGGACGAAAACGAAGAGGGUGACCAUGAUGCCAACACAAAUACGAACGGCGAAACAGGCCACAACGCUGGCGUCGCCGACUCCCCUAGGCAAUCGAUAGAUCAAGAACGGAACCAGCACCCCAAACCCGCAAAGCGGCAAAAGGCGUCAGCGCUCGAGCUUCAAGUUACAACGGCUACUACGGCGCCUUCAAUCGAAAUCGAAGGACCUACGCCGCAUGAGGCUUCAGUGCCCGCACGAAGUGGCACUCAAAGAACAAGACCGACCACGGCGGAACGGGAAACGGCCGUUGAUGUGCUGUGGGAGAACGAGAGAGGUUGUAUAGCUUGCGGUGUCGCCCUCUUUUCUGGGAAGGCUCUGGGUAGCCUCGACCCCUCGCCAUGGCAGAACCAGUUUCACAAGACGAGUCCCACAACGACGAAGACAGCCCAAGUCCCCGAUCCAUCCUGGGAAUGGGCAUGGCCUGAGUGGAGAGUACAUCGUCCAGAAGGUGUGGCCAUGGAUCAGUUUGGGUGGCAAUACUCCUUCAUGUUCUCCAAGAAGUUCUCGUGGCAUGGGCCAAAGUGGUGGAAUUCCUUUGUUCGCAAAAGGUGCUGGGUUCGCAAGCGAAUCAAGAAGAAGCCCGAGGAUAUUUCAGACGACCCGCAUAUGCUGAACUCAGACUAUUUCACCGUCAUGCCUGCUAAUCAUAGCCGCUCUUCUAGUAUUGCUGGCAGCCGGCGAGGGAGCAUCAGCAAGACGAGCGUACAGACGAGCAUGGCGGAGGAGGAAAAGCCCGAUAUUGAAGACGUCCGGACGUUGAUGGCGGUCUUGCGAGCUUCCCGAAUUGACCGCGAGAAGAUCGAGGCCGUCGAAAACUACCUAUCCCAUGCCAGAGACAACCUCGAGCACUUGCAGGACGAGAUGCACGACAUCAUGGGCAUCUUUGUGUUUCAGGCCUCGAGGAGGCUUCUGCUGAGUCGCUUGACGCAGAUUUAUGACGACGCAGUCGCCACAGAUGAGCAGCAGGGGGGUAUGGACAAGGCAAAAGAGAGAAAGGAACACCUUGCCGCUGCGAUUAAGCAUGCUGACGAGGAGGUAAAAAGAUUGUCAUAUUGGAGCGAUGUUAAGGGUCUGGCAGAGAACGGCGAGGCUAAGCACGCUGUCGCAGAAGACGAAGGAUGGAACGAGGGCUGGCAGGGUGUGGACCAGAGUGGCCCAGCCCACGCCAACUUUGGCGCCCUACCUGGGUCGCCCAAAAAGUAA
Messenger RNA from Colletotrichum higginsianum IMI 349063, 1401 nucleotides. RefSeq names its product Meiotically up-regulated 65 protein. Gene Ontology annotation, cellular component: membrane. Lineage: Eukaryota; Fungi; Ascomycota; Sordariomycetes; Glomerellales; Glomerellaceae. The record is from RefSeq and is a predicted model, not a curated record. The coding region runs from base 1 to 1401 and encodes 466 amino acids. The transcript is spliced from 2 exons.